GGGAGACAGACAAGAACAAUGGCAAUCCACCCCGGUUACUUCGGGAAAGUUGGCAUGAGACAUUUCCACCUGAAGAACCAGAGCUACUGUCCCACGGUCAACCUCGGUAAGCUGUGGACCCUGGUGAGCGAGCAGACGAGGGUCAGCGCCGCCAAGAAGAAGCCGGGCGUCGCCCCCAUCAUCGACGUCGUGCGCUCCGGUUAUUACAAGGUCCUAAUAACCUUGUUAUUUACCCAAGAAAUGGGUAAAGGAAAGUUGCCCAAGCAGCCUGUCAUCGUGAAAGCAAAAUUCUUCAGCAGGAGAGCGGAGGAGAAGAUCAAAGGUGUCGGAGGAGCCUGUGUCCUGGUGGCCUAG
Messenger RNA from Ornithorhynchus anatinus (platypus), 354 nucleotides. Its product is annotated as 60S ribosomal protein L27a. The coding region runs from base 19 to 354 and encodes 111 amino acids. Gene Ontology annotation, molecular function: structural constituent of ribosome. Lineage: Eukaryota; Metazoa; Chordata; Mammalia; Monotremata; Ornithorhynchidae. The transcript has 2 exons. Gene Ontology annotation, cellular component: cytosolic large ribosomal subunit. The record is from RefSeq and is a predicted model, not a curated record.